Erythranthe guttata (spotted monkey flower) is the source of this 1150-nucleotide messenger RNA. RefSeq names its product multiple organellar RNA editing factor 2, chloroplastic. Gene Ontology annotation, biological process: cytidine to uridine editing; mitochondrial mRNA modification. The record is from RefSeq and is a predicted model, not a curated record. NCBI's taxonomy places the organism in Eukaryota, Viridiplantae, Streptophyta, Magnoliopsida, Lamiales, Phrymaceae. Gene Ontology annotation, cellular component: mitochondrion.
AUAUCCCGUUUCACUCGACUUUAUCUCUAAACCCCUGAAAACUCAGUCGCAAAAACCCUCAUCCAUUUCCAUCUACUGCACACACACAAAAAUGGCCGCCACCAUCGCCCGAUCGAUUCUGACCGUCCGAUCAGCCGGAGCCACCGCCUCUCUUCUCCUCCCGAAACGCCUCUUAUCCUCCACCGUCUCCAACCCUCCGCCGCUCGCUGGUUUCUCCCGCGUACGAAUUUCCACAUCUCGGUUUGCCACGCCCGCGCUAUCCCACUCGCUCAGCGUUAUCUCUACGAACAGAACCAAUCAGAUUCGAUGCCGAGUCUCUAGAUCCGGUUCGGCGUACUCACCGCUGAACUCUGGUUCGAAUUUCAACGACCGGCCCCCAACCGAGAUGGCUCCGCUCUUCCCCGGCUGCGAUUACGAGCACUGGCUUAUAGUGAUGGAUAAGCCUGGUGGCGAAGGGGCCACGAAACAGCAGAUGAUUGAUUGCUAUAUUCAAACCCUAGCCAAAGUCCUCGGAAGCGAGGAGGAAGCAAAGAGGAAGAUAUAUAAUGUCUCGUGUGAGAGGUACUUUGGGUUUGGUUGCGAGCUUGACGAGGAGACGUCGAACAAGCUUGAAGGUCUUCCUGGGGUUCUGUUUGUUCUUCCGGAUUCGUAUGUUGAUGCUGAAAACAAGGAUUACGGAGCUGAGUUGUUGGUAAACGGAGAGAUAGUUCAGAGGUCUCCAGAGAGACAAAGGAGAGUUGAGCCAGUGCCUCAGAGAGCUCAGGACAGGCCAAGAUACAAUGAUCGAACUCGUUAUGUCAGGCGUCGUGACAAUAUGCGGUGAAGACAACAGUCAUUGCUCUAAAUGAUGGUCUCGCUGUAUGAUAUUUGAACGAAAGGCUUUUAUUUAUGCCCCAAUGUCUUCUCUAGGUUUUCUGGUAUUAGGCUGUCUUUUUGGAUUGUAUUAGCCAGUAAACUAUUCAAGACUCAGAUUAUAUCGCGACAGUCUGUUUGGAAUCCGUAUUUACCCAACAAAAUAGUGAUAAAUGGUAUCCUUUUACGGUGUAAUGAAAUGAUGUACCUUCGUCUCCUUCCAAAUUUUAAUCUGUUUAGUUCUAUUUAUGGAAAGGAUAACUGUUCGGAAACGGAAUUAAAUUGGGAUAGUUUCUGA